AUGUUAGAAGCGCCUGGCGAAGGAGACUUCACUGUGGAGCAGGACAAGAUGAGGGUUGGCCGUAUGAUGACUCGCAUGAUUUGGGACAAGCUGCUAUACUAUCUCGAGAAAGGUGACUUGCACAACUAUCGGUUCCUGUCUAACUCUCAGAGAGCUCGAUUUUUUCGAGGUCUUGAUCUCGCGCCUAUUGAUAGCUUGAUUCCACCCAGUGGAGUCCAAGCCGAUGCGUUCCGGGAGCCCGACAAAUUUUUGCUGGAGUGGUUCCUGCAUCAGAACGGCUUUCGGGGAGUGUUGGAGCGCGAUGAGAAGGGAUGGUCUCCGCUGUGCUUCGCAGCCUUAAAUGGUGAUCCUCUGACGGUGAAGUCUCUCUUGCGCUACCGGGCCGAUCCUAACGACAUGACGGCAAAGGCUAGGAUCAAGGAACAGCUGCCUAGGAAGAGCAGCGUUUUGGCCAUCGCGGCCUUUUUUCGCAACAACGAGGCCGUGGAGGUGUUGCUGUCUGCAAGAGCUUCUCCAAAUGCACUCGACGAAAACUUCGGCAAUUCUCUGCACUUUGCUUGCGCUGCUGACAAUGCUGUGGCUGUGCAACUGCUGAUCUCGGCUCGCGCCAAUCCGCACCAGAAAUGCGUUCCGGGCCUGAACCCUUUCCAGAUCAGCUGCGCCUGUGGCAGCCUGCAGUCCAUGAAGGAGAUCCUGGCGCAAGUGCCGGAGUUGAGCUUGCGGCACAGCCUCCAUUUCGCCCUGAUGUUCAGUGGAGGGGGAUCUCCCGAGACCAUCUCCGAGUUGAUCCGAGCCCGGGCAGACGUGAACGAGCCGUUCCGGAUUCGCCUCAAGGAGCCGGGCUGGUGGCUACUUUUAAACCUCACCAGCAUCCGACACCGGGUGAGCCCCUCAAGGCUGACCUGCCUGGCCUAUCAUCAUUACGGCGCCACGCCGCUCAUGUUUAGCAUCCUCAGCGGAUACCUGCAGGCUGCAGCGGCCUUGCUGACUGCAGGGGCGCAGGUGGACAUUAUGAACUUUCGGAGGAAGACCGCCUUGGCUCUGGCUUCCCAGAUGCUGGUUCCCAUGUGGUUGAUGCGAUCCUUAGAUGGCAGAGACCGGGGUCCACGAGUGCUGGAAGAUGAAGAGCUUACCGAGGAGGACGUCUUCUUCAUUUGA
Molecule: messenger RNA, 1158 nt
Organism: Symbiodinium sp. CCMP2456
Lineage: Eukaryota; Dinophyceae; Suessiales; Symbiodiniaceae
Source: the annotation of a GenBank genome assembly